UUGAAAGUAUAGAUGGAGAAAUUAGGUCUUGUUUAACCAACUCAGAGACAUCUCAAUGAAGAAGAGAACGUUUUAUUGCCAUUUAUGUUAUAGACAUACAGUUUUCGCGAUUGGUCUAGACUAACACUGUGAGAGAGACAUGAACGACAUGAACUUGGUGGAAUUAUUACAGACAUAAGUUACUAGUGAGGCUAGGGAGAGCAGACAGAAGAAAAUAUCUGACAAAAUGGCUUCCGGGAAUAACAUAGAUGGUAUAGAAGUGGAAGAAACGUCAUUUAACAUGAAAUCUGACGAAAGUAAGGGAACGAAAGAAGGAAGUGGCGAUGAAGAUGAGAAGGGUAAGGCCUCAUCUAUUCCACCAAUUGAUACGGCAGCAGCAGCAGCAACAAAUGCAUCAAGCGGGCCCAAGACACCAACUGGCAUUUCACGCCACAAGUCAGAAAGAGAACGGAAGAUUGGACAUCGGCGUGUUGGUGUUGGUGGAGAAAUUACAUAUAAAAAGAUCCAAACAACCCAAAUCAUGGGUUCCAUCCAACUUGGUAUUCAGCAUGCAGUCGGGGGUCUGGCAUCGAAACCAGAAAGAGAUCUCCUUAUGCAAGAUUUCAUGACAGUAGAAACAACUAAUUUUCCAAGUGAUGGUUCCAGCCAUACACCUGCUCAUCAUUAUUCAGAAUUUAGGUUCAGAACAUAUGCCCCUAUAGCAUUCCGAUACUUCCGUGACCUAUUUGGUAUACAACCCGAUGACUUCUUGAUUUCAAUGUGUAGUGUACCUCUUAGAGAGCUGUCAAAUCCUGGUGCUAGUGGAAGUAUUUUUUACUUGACAGAGGACGAUGAGUUUAUUAUUAAAACUGUCCAGCAUAAAGAAGGUGAAUUUCUUCAGAAACUUUUGCCAGGUUAUUAUAUGAACCUGAAUCAGAAUCCGCGUACUCUGUUACCGAAGUUUUUUGGGCUGUAUUGCUAUCAGUGUAAUUCAAAGAAUGUUCGAAUGGUAGCAAUGAACAAUUUAUUGCCUUCGUCUGUGAAGCUACACCAAAAGUAUGACUUAAAGGGCUCUACAUAUAAACGCAAGGCUUCUAAAACUGAAAGGCAGAAGAGUUCUCCAACGUAUAAGGACCUUGAUUUCAUUGAUCACCAUCCAGAAGGUAUUGGGUUGGAAGCUGAUACGUAUGCUGCACUUAUCAAAACUAUUCAGAGGGACUGUCGGGUGCUGGAAAGCUUCAAGAUCAUGGACUAUAGCUUAUUAGUAGGAAUACACAAUUUAGAUCAAGCAGCCAGAGACAAAGCGGAACAGAAAACAAACCCACGGCUUGAAUCUGCGGAUAGUGAAGACCAAGAAAUUACAGCCGAAGAUAAGGAGAGAGAAAGAGGAUCAGCUGCUCUUAAUCGGUCACGGUCUAUAAAUAGACAGCGGUUAGUUGCACAUUCAACUGCCAUGGAGAGUAUUCAGGCUGAGAGUGAACCCAUAGAUGAAGAGGAGGAUGUUCCACCUGGUGGAAUCCCGGCACGGAAUUCCCGGGGUGAGCGGUUAUUGUUAUUUAUUGGCAUCAUCGACAUUCUUCAGAGUUACCGGCUAAAGAAGAAGCUAGAACAUACAUGGAAGGCCAUGAUUCAUGAUGGGGAUACAGUUUCUGUCCAUCGACCAGGAUUCUAUGCACAGAGAUUUCAGGAUUUCAUGGCAAAGACUGUAUUCAAGAAGAUUCCCUCACUGGAUUUGCCAGAAAUUAAAGGCAACCAUCGCAAGUUUCGCACCCUGGUCACCAGCUACAUAGCAUUGAAGCAUUCUCCAUCGAAACGUAAGAGCAUCUCUCGUCCCGUGCGUGGGGCACUGGAAACUGAAACAGGGGAUGGAACUGCUGUGCAGGUUACAUCCGGCACCACCUUGCAAGCCAGUAAACCUGGAAGCCCAACUGGGGUCAGCAUUGCCCCUCCUUGUGCCACAUCCACUCCUAACACAGUUCCUGCUUCUUCUGGUCCUGCAAAACCACCAUCUCCCCCAGUAGUUACAACUCCUGCCUCUCCACCUUCCUAUCCUGCAGUACUGAAAGACCGGCCACCAAGUUUUGGGAAAAAUAUACUCCCUCCUGGUGGAGUCCCAAGUGCUUCUGGCAAAAUUCCUCCCCCUGUACCUCCUCGGGGCUCUCCGUUGGGGAAAAGAGGAGAUGCUAGUGCUGCUGCACCCAGAGGUGGGUUUGUGAGCAGUCAUUCCCCUGUGCCCAGCUCUUCUACUCCACCCCCUGCAUUUGAAGAUGCUCUUCGGGGUGACCUCAUGGAAGCAGCAACCCCACUGAGACAUAGGUUAGGCCCUGGUCAUGUGACACAUCAUGUUGUGAGAACGUAUCGUGAAUCAGAAACUGUCAGCAUAUCAGACAUAAGAUUAGAGUCUCGACCAGAAAACAAGUCAUCUCUUAGUGUGGAAUCAAGUUCGUCCACCUCAGGUUUUGGUUCAGGAGCAACAGGAAUGGGACGUACCCUCACUUGGACGCCUCCUGCUUCUGUAGAAGGCUCUACUCCUACCUGGACAGAAGGCACACCAUCUUUCACAGAGUCAUCAAGCAGCGGUGACAUAGGUUGCCCAACGACCCCAAUUCGAAGUAUAAACCUGCGCAGAGGUAGUGAGGGUCCUAAAUCCACAUCAACGGAAGAAGUACUCAAUUCCCACAACUCUGAGAUGACUCAUCUUUGAAAAGUGGGAGAAGGAUGGACAAAUGCUACAACUCUGAAGAACAGUAAGCACUGAUGUUGUAAUCAGUGUUGGGUUUAUAUGACGAACUGAGGGAUGAUUUGUGAACCAACGUAAUGUAAUCAUGUGUGACAUCUCAAAGAUUUUUUUUUAACUCUGGCAUUUACAGUUUCUUGGUCCUGUGUAUGUUGUAACCAGUGCACGAUAAGUAAACAGAUCUAUGCCUUCUGAAUUCCAGAUCCUAACUGUGUGCACAAUGAUUGAUAAAUCUGUAUGUCCAGAUCUGAUUUUCAAAUUAGAAUGGACACCAGCAGUAUGGAGAGAGUAUAUUUUAAACUAAAAAUGCCAUAUCUUACUUGCCAUGAAAUGAUAUAAAGUAAGAAACUCCUAUUAAUUGUUAAUGUUUGAAAUCGUCUGUCUUGUUUUUCUGAGGUAUAUCAUUUGCCAACAAUGUCUUCAUCCAGGUGGAUCAGCCAUGACAAGAUAACAUGACUCAUGAUUUUCUCUAUAGCUUACUACAAUUAAAUGUUAUUCAUUUUGAAAUUAAACUCCUGUUGUGGGGUUUGUUACCGUGGAGACCUGAAAUAUAUCAUUAACAACGGUUAUGAUAGCAGCAGACAAUAUUCAUCACUGACAAGGCUUUCAUGUGAUGGUUACCUACAAGUUAUGUGCUUUUAUUAAUUUACUCUGGCCCUCUUUAAAAUAAAAAGGACAGCCUCCCCCCUCAGUCACAAAGUUUUGGUAUAAUUUUUUACUUCUCUUUACUUUGUGAAUAAAAGGAAAGUAUUCUAUGCAUAGAAGAGUAGUAAGUUGUUAUGGAGUGACAGGUUAUUUUCAUUUCUUACUAAUGUUUCUUUAAUUUUAUCUUGUCUUACCUAUAAACAAUGCAAUAUUAAUACACACAAUAAGAUUUUAGGUUAUGCAGUCCAGUAGAUGGGUGCCAUUAUUUAGGAGGAAUAUGCUGUGUUGGAUGUAGUUGGAGGCAGCAUGUUCAUCAGGAACAUACAUACAUCUGUGUUUCAAGAUAUUCAUAAGUGCAAUCUGCACUGAAUAUGAAACAUGUCACCUAGCUACCAGGCUACACGUGAUGAAGUAGUAGAUCAAAAUUCUCGUAUUAAUCUUCAUUAUGCUGUGUGUCAUUAUUGUGAUGGUGAUAUAUGCAUGGUCCAGCAGACCAAGCAUCAUUAUUCUCAAAGUUAAAUAUGAUUGCUGAACCUGUACAACUGGGAGAUAUGAAUUCUUUUAUUCCCACGUUAUAAAGUUUUGUGCCCAAAUUAAGGUAUGGUUGAUGACCCCGUAAUACUGGAAGAUUAGCAGUUCCUAUUGCUAGACAAUGGAAGUCAAUAGGGUUUCAUAGAUUUUGUUAUAGAAAAUUAUUUUGUGUUUAAUAUGCACUCUAAUAUUAUAUUUAAGCAUCCUGUUGCACUCUAUA
Cryptotermes secundus is the source of this 4112-nucleotide messenger RNA. Its product is annotated as phosphatidylinositol 4-phosphate 5-kinase type-1 alpha. The record is from RefSeq and is a predicted model, not a curated record. The transcript has 19 exons. Bases 227 to 2683 code for a protein of 818 amino acids. Gene Ontology annotation, biological process: phosphatidylinositol metabolic process. Gene Ontology annotation, molecular function: phosphatidylinositol kinase activity. Lineage: Eukaryota; Metazoa; Arthropoda; Insecta; Blattodea; Kalotermitidae.